Molecule: messenger RNA, 597 nt
Organism: Salvia miltiorrhiza (redroot sage)
Lineage: Eukaryota; Viridiplantae; Streptophyta; Magnoliopsida; Lamiales; Lamiaceae
Exons: 1
Coding region: 94-420 (108 amino acids)
Biological process (GO): regulation of systemic acquired resistance
Source: RefSeq, a predicted model, not a curated record
UUUAGUUUUACAUAUAAAAAUACAUCGACGCAUAGUUGUGGAUCUGAACAUAAAUAUGAGAAGAGAAUAGAAGAGAGAGAAAGAGAGAGAAUCAUGGAAAGGGAAAAGAAGAGGAAAAGAGCGGAGAAGGCCGAUGAUGAAAUGAAGAUUAACGCAAGAGAGCCGGUGGAGGAGGAGGUCGCCGCUGCUGAGACUUCUCCGCCGCCGACGGAGGAAGAGGUGGACGAAUUCUUCGCCAUACUGAGAAGAAUGCGAGUCGCCGUCAAAUACUUUCAGAAGGAAGCUUCUAACAAUAGUAAAAGCGGUGGCAGCGAACCGCAGAGUUCGACGGCGCCGGCAGACGGCGGUAAAAAGAGUGUGGUGGCGAAACUUGGAUUGGAUCUCAACGCCGCGCCGGAGGCGGAAGGUAGUUUAAUUUAGUCUGAAGAAGACUUGUCUAAUUAUUAUCGAAGCUUAAUAAUUUUGUACAGCCUGACUAUCGAUGUGUGGCUUCACAAUAUUUACGCCUUUCUUUUUUUGUUUUUUAUCGGAAACUGUGUUAAUGACAUUUUUUUUUAAAAUUCGCUAUCUAGCUAAGAGAUUUUGUCUUCCUUGAAA